AUGGUUAGUGUAAGCAUUUCUAAUGUAAAUGUGGUUUGAGACAACACUAUCCUCCAGAAUCCGAGUGUAUUUAACAUGUUUACUGGUGUCUGAGACUAUACAGGUACUUGAUAAAAUAUGUUUUCAGAGAGAAUACAGAUGGUUUUCACAUGCGACGCCAAUUCCAGUUGUAAAAUAUGAGAGUAUUUCCUUUUGUAAGUGUAGUUUGAAGGUAAACACGAUGCCACCUUGAGCUGACUCCACCUUCAGUCGUCUAAGCUGUAUAAAGAAGGUAGAAUCUGUUUCUCCCUCUCUCUUUCUCGCUCACUAAAAGUCUUAUGCAGGACGUUGAGCCAACGGGAUCCGAUAUCGCCUUCAUCUCAGGAGGGUUGAGCCUGCGGACACAGAGGGCCUUCUAUCCCACAGAGCCCUGGACCAGAGUCUUGUUAAGCUCCCUCUUCGUCCCCAGCUCCAACGAUGUACUCUGCAGGCUUGGAGAUCCUCGGGAUGAUCCUGACCGUGGCCGGCUGGCUGGGGGUGAUGGUGGCCUGCGGCCUGCCCAUGUGGCGGGUGGCCGCCUACAUCGGUCAGAACAUUGUCAUCUCCCAGGUGAUCUGGGAAGGCUUGUGGAUGAACUGUUCCGUGCAGAGCACAGGUCAGAUGCACUGCAGGGUGCACGACUCCAUGCUGGGGCUGCCGGUGGACUUGCAAGCAGCUCGUGCCUUGGUCAUCGUCUCCAUGGUGCUGUGCAUUGUGGGAAUCGGUCUGUCGGUGGCCGGUGCCAAGUGCACCAACUGUAGCCGGGACGUGAGCAGUAAACCGCGGCUCGUGGUGGCCGCUGGAGUAACCUUCGUGGUGGCUGGGCUGCUGCUGCUGGUGGCUGUGUCCUGGACGGCGCACGCCAUCGUGCUGGGUUUCUACGACCCGAUGCUGGAGGAGACGGGGAAGAGGGAGUUCGGUAAUGCUCUGUACUUUGGCUGGGCUUCCUCCUGCCUCCUCAUUCUAGGGGGAGCCCUGCUCUGUUGCUCCUGUCCGUCCACAGCAGCUACAGCAGCGAGUGGUGGCGGCUCCAUGCCUCCCCGGGUGGACUACUCCGCUGUCAAGAUUAUGUCAGUCAACGGAUACCCCAGAAGAGACUAUGUAUGAACAUGUGGCAUGUGGGCGCAGAUGAACAUAUGAUGACUACUAGUGCAUGGAUGUUAAUGCAGCACCUUGGGCUUGGACUAGAGCUGCAACAAUCGAUUAAUCGAUUAGUUGUCAACUAUUAAAUUAAUCGCCAAAUAUUU
Sebastes umbrosus (honeycomb rockfish) is the source of this 1265-nucleotide messenger RNA. RefSeq names its product claudin-4. NCBI's taxonomy places the organism in Eukaryota, Metazoa, Chordata, Actinopteri, Perciformes, Sebastidae. Gene Ontology annotation, biological process: cell adhesion; bicellular tight junction assembly. Gene Ontology annotation, molecular function: structural molecule activity. The record is from RefSeq and is a predicted model, not a curated record. The transcript has a single exon. The coding region runs from base 457 to 1125 and encodes 222 amino acids. Gene Ontology annotation, cellular component: plasma membrane; bicellular tight junction.